Molecule: messenger RNA, 1286 nt
Organism: Physcomitrium patens
Lineage: Eukaryota; Viridiplantae; Streptophyta; Bryopsida; Funariales; Funariaceae
Molecular function (GO): metal ion binding
Source: RefSeq, a predicted model, not a curated record
GUUAUACAUACACAUAUACAACCCACCUCGGCGUUGCCUUUUUCUGCAGCAGCUUUAGCACAUCAAAUCACUCCCAUCACUCUAUGCACGAGAGAUCUCAUUCCUCGACGACCCUUUCCCUUCCCUGGACGUGGAUGCUGCUGUCUGUGUGUUUUUGCUUACACUGUUUGGCUUGCAGGGUGUCAUUCUUCUAACUUGUUACAAUCAGCAACAGUGCUACCGCAGACUCAAAGAAGAGCGAGAGAGAGAGAGAGAUCUAUACCUGGCUGCUCACUAGUUCCAACAAGGUGCUAUCAUGUCGAGGCUGGCGAUGGAUGAUUUGUUCUAUGGGAAGCCCGACAGGGUGCGUUACGUUGCAGGAGGAGGAGGAGGAGGAGACUAUCGAAACCGCGACUUCGACUUGGGUCGAACUUAUCACCGAAGGGAAUACCAACUUGGUCCACAGUACUACUCCGAUGGGGAAGAUUACUACAGCCAUCGAUAUGGUGGUCGCGCUCCAUCGUAUCCCAGCUCCAGCAGUGGUCGGGCCAUGUUGCCGGAUGUGAUACUCAGAGUUCCAAUGGAUAGCCAGAGAUGUGCGGAAAAGGUGAAGCACGCUUUAGCCACAAAUGGCGUCUACAGCGUUCAUUGCUGCGUACCCACAGGGACUGUGACCGUGUCAGGGAACAUCGCCCCACAGGCUCUGUUGAAAAGGGUGAAGCAAGUGAAGAGGAAAUCAAAGAUCCUCUCGUAUUCUAGUCACCCUGCUCACAUUGUGCCUCACCAUGGCUACAGCAGCCCCUCUUCGGCAGCAGCAUUGGGGUCUUCGAGCUACAGGCCCGCACACAUGAUCAGCGAUCCUCAGUGGGACCUCACAUACUACAACCGCAACGGGCAGCAACCAACUGUGCUCCCGGCAAACCACCACAACUAUUACCGACCAUCUCACCACCACCAUUACAGCAACCUCUACUGAUCCUUCCCAACACCAAAAACCUUUCGCAACAACACUAACUAUUAGGUUAUGGUUUCCUUUCGAUCUACAAAACGUGCAAAAUCAGGCUCUUCUUGAGCUAUCAGAACACCAAACCAUGCGCUGUGCAAAAGGUGCUACUGCUCUGAAACCACUGUGAGAGUGUUUUUUAUCUUCUUCUUUUUUUUGCUUUUUUUUUUCCUAGCAGAAUUGUGAAACAUUUAUCAAAUGACUUGUAGAAUUAUUAAUAAUGUUUUUACUAUUCAUAAAAAAUUCAAAUAUAAACUAUGUCCUUGAUAUGAUAUUUUGAAAUUUAUUUUGUUAUUUUAUUAAA